Molecule: messenger RNA, 1953 nt
Organism: Tupaia belangeri chinensis (Chinese tree shrew)
Lineage: Eukaryota; Metazoa; Chordata; Mammalia; Scandentia; Tupaiidae
Gene: RASSF7
Product: Ras association domain family member 7
Exons: 5
Coding region: 403-1482 (359 amino acids)
Biological process (GO): signal transduction
Source: RefSeq, a predicted model, not a curated record
CUUGCUUGGGCGGGGGUUCCCAUGGCAGCGGAGGGCAUCGUGUUUGCGUGCGGGCGCCCUUGAGUGCCUGGGGACGGCUGCCUUGGGUGCUACCCACGGGAGAUGGCAGUGCCCUCUGAGCCAGGUGACUAGGGGGACAGGAAGUCCAGGGUCUGGUUAAUGAUUUGCCUUGUUCCUGGAGUGGAGGCGGGACAGGAGGAGGUUGGUGAAGUUGAGGAAGCCUCAAAGAGCUCUCCAGGGCCAGACUAGUUCCUUGGCCACUCCAGGAAUGUGUCCUGUGGGUGGGGCUGGGCGCACAGGGCAGGGCUGGCGGUGGGGGGCCGCAGGCAAGAGGAGGGCAGGGUUGUGGUGGGGCCAGGCAGGGCCUGACCCUGUGGCCUGUACCUUCCCCACAGGACAGGGAUGCUCUUGGCGCUGGCAGCCAUGGAGCUGAAGGUAUGGGUGGAUGGCAUCCAGCGGGUGGUCUGUGGGGUCUCAGAGCAGACCACCUGCCAGGAAGUGGUCAUCGCACUAGCCCAAGCAAUAGGCCAGACAGGCCGCUUUGUGCUCGUGCAGCGUCUUAGAGAGAAGGAACGGCAGCUGCUACCUCAGGAGUGUCCCGUGGGUGCCCAGGCCACCUGUGGACAGUUUGCCAGUGAUGUCCAGUAUGUCCUGAGGCGGACAGGACCCAGCUUAGCUGGGAGGCCCUCUUCAGACAGCUGCCCACCCCCAGAACGGUGUCCAGUCCGUGCCAGCCUCCCCUCAAAGCCACGGGCAGCAACAGGUCGUGAGCCCCACAAAGCACUGACAUUCAGCCUGGGCUGCCCUGGGCUGGCCCCAAGUCCCUUGCCCUCUGAGCCUCUGGCCCUUGUAGCACCCACACCAAGCUGCCACACAGCCUUGCAGGGCCUGGAGCUUAGGGUGCAGAGGAAUGCUGAGUUGCUGGGUCAGGAGGCCUUCUGGGAACAGGAGCUGCGACGGGAGCAAGCCCGGGAACAAGAGGGGCAGGCACGCCUGCAGGCACUGAGUGCAGCCACCGCGGAACACGCUGCCCGGCUGCAAGCCCUGGAUGCCCAGGCCCAUGCGCUGGAGGCUGAGCUCUGGCUGGCUGCAGAGGCCCCCGGACCCCCUUCACCCACAGCAUCUGCUGCUGAGCGCCUGCGCCAGGACCUAGCCAUGCAGGAGAAGCAGAGCGCAGAGGUGCAGGGCAGCCUGGCACUGGUGAGCCGGGCCCUGGAGGCCGCAGAGCGUGCCCUGCAGGCCCAGGCUCAGGAGCUGGAGGAGCUGAACCGGGAACUCCGUCAGUGUAACCUGCAGCAGUUCAUCCAGCAGACAGGGGCUGCACUACCGCCACCCCCACGGCCAGACAGGACUCCCCUUGACACGCAGGACCUCUUGCCUUCAGCCAGAGAGGAGCCCCUCCCAGGAGCCCCACGGAGUCCUAUCCUAGUAUCCAGCAUGAGCCCUGAAGUUGCUCCCAUGAGGCAGAAUUCCUGGAGGUAGCAGCUCCUGCCCCAGUGUGGUGUCCACUGGCAGUACACCCCCAGGCUCUGAUCACAAACCAGCGAGGGCGAGAGAGGAGCUGACGUGGACGACAGCAGAGUUGGUCUCAAACGAUUCCUUCCUCCAUGCAGUGGGGAGAAACCCUGGUACUCUGGGUUUCUGCUCAAAGGGUCUGGAGGGUGCUGGGAAGGGUUUGCCCUCGUCCUUGCCAAGUUGCCAAGCCUUCUUGAAGAAGCAUGGGACACGGCCGGAUUAGAAUUUACCAGACCCCAAAGGCCACAACUCCUCGUUGGGGGCAGAUGUGUAGAAAAGGUGUUCAACCUAUGGGUACGUGCUUGCCUGUGGGAAGAGCCCUUCAGCCCUUCACCCUGUGUGUGUGUGUGUGUGUGUGUGUGUGUGUGUAUAGGGCAAGAAUGUAUGUGCCAUCUCCCCUACUCCAACACUAAAACCUCAAUAAAUUGUCCAAAGUGG